Molecule: messenger RNA, 1098 nt
Organism: Rhododendron vialii
Lineage: Eukaryota; Viridiplantae; Streptophyta; Magnoliopsida; Ericales; Ericaceae
Exons: 2
Coding region: 159-887 (242 amino acids)
Cellular component (GO): chloroplast thylakoid membrane
Source: RefSeq, a predicted model, not a curated record
CUCUCAAACAGAGCUUGAGACCCCAGUGAGUAGCCAAUUGGCCUGCGUCUCAUCUCAAUUCUCAAACGAUCUGUUCCUCCAUUUACUGCCACAAACGCCUCUCUCUCUCUCUCUCUCUCUCUCUCUCUUAAUGGUUGGGCCGUAGACGACUCCAAUCUAUGGCAGUUUCUUCGAAUUCAGUCGUCGUCCUCAAUCCCUCGACCAAGUAUUUUCAUGUCCCAAAAUCUGGCACUAGAGCUUCCAUACUAAAUGCCAACCAUUUUGCAUAUCCCUUGGUGAUGGUCGGAUUAAGACAUAAAAACUCCAAGAAAAGGGGAUUAUGCCUUUUAGUUGCAGAUGGUGAUCGGAUCGCAAUAGAUGCCAUUGAUAAGGGUCCUGCAAAUGCUGAAACAUCAGAUUCUGAUGUACGCUCUUCAUCACUGGACUCCCCAGUAGGAAAUAGCCAGUUUCAAACAAGUUCCGAAACUGUGUCCGAGGAUUCAAAUGGGUCUGUUGUUUCCUCAAAUCAGAAACAGGAGGCAACUUCUGUCAACACGAAAUCUGGCGUGAAAAGAUCUUCACUAACAGCUAGAGAGAAACUAAGGGCGGCCCGUGUACUCAGUCGUUACACUGAAUCAAAGGCUUCUAAUAAAGCACCCCUUGGAAGCAAAGUUUUGGAGGCUCUAAGAGAGAGUGACAAAGGGAAAAAGAAAUCUCGCCUUCCGGAAGCCCCUACGAACAUGUUAGAUGACUCCAAACGGGGAAUGCCAAAGCCGGGUUGGACUUUUGAGUUUCCGGGAGGUAUUGACGUGUUUUUCAUUGCCGUUUCGUUUGUACUUAUCAGCACCCUGAUGUUUGCAACGACUUAUUUCGUGUGGAAGGUUGGCGCAAUCCAUUUUAACGAAUAGUAGGAGGGUAACGAGGUUUUGUCUUCUUUCUGGUGAGAAACAGGCUAUUUCAAUUGUAGUCUGCUUAAUUACUUACCGAUGCUGUUUAGUCUCACAACUGGGAGUUUAAAUAUAUUCUUUCAGUUCAAGUAUAAUGGUUUUUGUACAGAAAUUAGAUUGGGCCACGAUAAUAUGUCAUGAUUCAAUAAUGAUUUUGUUCUUUUUUCUUGAA